Messenger RNA from Pocillopora meandrina, 1845 nucleotides. Lineage: Eukaryota; Metazoa; Cnidaria; Anthozoa; Scleractinia; Pocilloporidae. The record is from the annotation of a GenBank genome assembly.
AUGGCAGACGAAGACAUGUCUCCUCUGCAUCGUAAAAAGCCCUGUCGUGCUUGUAGAGAUUUCAAGUCAUGGAUGAAUCAAGGGAAUAGAAACAAAAGUACUAUGGUAAGGUCUUUAGAUCAUCACAAAAUCAAAAGAAUCAGAGCUAUAACAUAUUUGAAAGAAGAACAUCAUCAUGAUGUGAAGGAAAAAUUAUGUUACAUCACCUGGGUUACAUCAUCAUUACACAUGCACAAAUGUUAUUCGAUUGUCCCAAAUUUUAGGUUUAGUUCUUCUCAGAAAUCUCGAAUAAUCCCUUAAUUUUAAUUUUUAACCCAAUUCUCAUCAGAAGCUAUUUCAAAUCACCAAAAGCGUUUCCACAGUAUUAUGCGAGCGCAUGCAUAGCUACCGGUAUAUGUGAUUUUCGAUUUUGGUAAGAAAUUACGGCUCCACUCAAAUAGCCGUCGGUUGCUCAUUAACCUUUCCAAGGAUAGUGAACAGCUAAUAUUCAGUCAAGCAUAAUCGUAACUAUCAAUGGGACACUGUUAAGACCUGUUAAACAGAUGCCUGACUACAUUGAUCAGUGUUUUUCCCUUUCCGUGCUACUCGAGCCAAAUGCAGUAGUAUAACACCUCCAACUUGUUGUUUUAAGGCCUCUUAUGGUCUUUGUGGUCAGAGUGUAGAGUUGAAUGACAACCUCUUGUUCCCCCCCCCCCCCCUUCCUCCUGACAUCUCUUCUGGUUUCAUUCUUCCUCACACACUCCUCUCUCUACUUCAUCUCCCCCUAUAUCUUUCCUGUCACCCCUCCCCUGUCAUUCCUUCCUUUUUAACUUCUCUCCUUAUAAAUUUCCUUUUCUACCGUUUUUCACUUUCUAGUAUUAUGAAAUUAUCUCUUCUUACAAGUUGAAUUUUUUUAUUUAUUUAUUAUUUUUUUUACCAGAGUAAUAACAAGAACUCAUCUCAAAGCCAUGACUCAGCAUCUCAGGAUGAAUCCAGUGUAGAGUGUCCCCUUGAUAGACAAGAGCUUGGCCGAUCAACAUGGAACUUUCUUCACACCAUGGCUGCUUAUUAUCCAGACAAUCCUUCCCAACAACAACAAAAUGACAUGGCUAGUUUUGUAAAAAUAUUUUCCAAAUUUUAUCCUUGUGAAGACUGUGCUUCACAUCUUAGAGAAAGGUAAAUUUGUCAUAGUGCAGCCAUACAAGCAUUGGAUUUUUCAUUUUACUGAAAAUUGUGUACUGUUUAUCUUUAUUUAUUUAUUUAUUUUUUUUAUUUAGGUUACAAACUCACCCCCCUGACACAAGCAACAGAUACAGUUUUUGUCAGUGGAUGUGCCAUAUGCACAAUGAAGUAAACAGGAGGCUUGGAAAAAAAGAAUUUGACUGUUCAAAGGUUGAUGAGCGAUGGCUUGAUGGGUGGAAAGAUGGAUCAUGCGACUAAUCAAUGUAUAUAGUAUUACAAUAUGAUUAGUCAUCAGUGUCUAAAAACUGUAAUAGUACUACACAGGAACCAUGCAGGAGGAGGGGCUGGGGGACUGUAGCCCCCCCACUCUUUUAAAUUAAACAAAAAGUUAUUUAACAAAAAUAACAGAGCCAAAAAUAGCCCCCCCACUCCAAAACUUGCUGCAUGUUACUAAACAUCUUUCAAAAGAAAUAAUGCUUAUUUAAAUGAUUCUCCAGUGUGCUGGUAGAUCCAGUAUAUUUAGGGGAGAAAUAUUGUUGAGACAAUGAAAUAUAACAACAAAAAUAAAAAUGAGACAAUAUGUUAACCUUAGAAAAUAAGGUAUUUAAUGGGUGCCUUCAGUGUGUAAGGGAUAUGGAUUUUUAUGAACAAAAGCUGAGCUCUUUUCAAAUAGGAGUUGUGCAA